Molecule: messenger RNA, 2652 nt
Organism: Daldinia vernicosa
Lineage: Eukaryota; Fungi; Ascomycota; Sordariomycetes; Xylariales; Hypoxylaceae
Product: TATA element modulatory factor 1 TATA binding-domain-containing protein
Exons: 2
Coding region: 1-2571 (856 amino acids)
Cellular component (GO): Golgi apparatus; endoplasmic reticulum
Source: RefSeq, a predicted model, not a curated record
AUGUCAGCUCCCCAGAAGUCGUCGAGAUGGGGCUCCUUUUUGUCCCAGGCCGUCGCUGGCGUCGAAGCUCGCCUUGACAAUAUCCUCGCCGAAGAGGAUGCGGCAAAGCAGUCAUCACCGCAACGCCCGACCAGAACACCCUCGACGUCUUCCGGUACUACGACCAGCGUUCCAGCUCGGUCCACUACGCCUUCACGAUCCUCUAACGAUCGAUUGCAAGAACGGCUAGCUCGAGCUGUCGCCGCCAGGAAUGCCGCCCAAAAAGCCGAUUCCUCGCCCGCUAGAUUAAGUACCGAAUCAGCUCCACCGACUCAGAGUCCCCGUACCAGCACUGAUAUUCCUUCUACAACAUCCACGGUACAGUCUCCACCCAGCGCCGAGAAGACGGAAGACUCGAAAGAUGAUACAGCUAGCAAAGCGCCUGCUUCGUCUACAUCAGGCGACGGGGCUUUUGUGAGUCCGCCGACUCCAGCAGUUGAUGAGCAAGCUGCUGCAGGCGACUUACAUGCCCCACCAAACCCCGAUCGCGAAGUUCAGAAUGGUGAGAAGUCCGAGCCACCGGCAAUCGAAGUUGAGGACGAACUGCUGGGAACUAAAAACAUCUCAGCAUCUACGGCCCUAUAUGAGCAGCGCAUUGCCGACCUAGAAAAAGCCUUGGAGGAGGCCAAUGUGCAACACCAGGAAGAACUUCAUAGCCAUAUUGAAAGAGUUGAUGCUCUGCAGGCUAAACUACAAUAUUUAGCCCGACAAGCAUCGGAGGCAGCAAGAAUGGCUGCCGCUGCCGCGCCGGCGGGUAGCGCAGACAAAAAAGAUGCCGAGAAGGACCAGCAGAUUGCCCAGUUGAUGGAGGAAGGGCAGAAACUGGCAAAUACAGAACAGAAGCAUAGGAGCAUAAUCAAAAAGUUAAGAGGCCAACUCGUCAUGGUCGAGAAAGAGCUUAAUGAACAGAAACUCUGGCGUCAGAAAACGGAGACGGAGUUCAGUGCUCUACGCAAAAAGCUUCACGAUCAAGGCGAUGUCGAGAAGGCGAAUGCAGAUUCACAAAAGCAAAUAAGCCAACUGAGAAGAGAUUUAGAAGUGCUAAAGGCUGAAAUCUCCUUGAAAGAUAGUACAAUAGCCGAGCUCAAGGAUCGGCUACAGGAGGAAUCCGAUCGAGCCAAGACAUUGGCUGCUAAGGUGAACGAUCAGCUACGAGAAGCGGGAGAGAAACAUGUAAAGGAGCUUGAAGAAACGGUUGCGACGCUAGAGGUAGAGAAGAGUUUAAUAGCCGACCGCGCAAAGUUACAAGCAACAGAACUACAAGAAAAGGCCGACAGGGCUGCAGAGCGGUUUCGUGCCUUAGAGUUAGAACUCAAAGGCGAAGUCCAGAUCCUCGAGAGCAAAUUAGAAGCCCUUCGAAUUCGAGCCGAAGAAGCGUCAACAGGUGCUAUAGGGGAUGCGCAGGCGAAGCUACUCCGCCAGAUAGAGACUCUUCAGACGCAGUAUUCCAUUGCCAGUGAGAAUUGGCAAGGCAUAGAGGCGUCUUUAAUUGCAAAGACGGCGGCCUUGGAGAAGGAACGAGAUGAAGCGUUACGACGCGAGUCGGAAAUGAGGCGGAAAGCCCGGGAGACGGCUUCUCGAGCCAAACGCCAGGAAGAGGAGUUGGAAGAAGCAAGAAACCAACUACCCAGCGUGCAGCAAGACUUGUCCUCGCACCGGUCAGAAAUCGAAGCCCUGCGCAGGCGGGCCGAAGAGGCGGAGGCUUCGUUAGCUGAAGCGAAGUCUGAUUUCGAACGGCAGCGGUUGGCGUGGAAAGAAGAAAAAGCCGAGCGAACAGAUCCAGACCGGCGGAACUGGCUAGAAGAUAUACCUACUGCUGCCUUCCGUAACAUUAGUCGUCCAGAAUCCCCUCUAUUAACAGCGCCGCAGAGAACGUUCAGCGGCGAAUUCUUAGGGCUGCAGAGUUAUCCAACGAGACUGCGCAAGACCUCGGCACCUUCUAGUAAUGGUGACCCGAGUCCUGGCGAUCGGCCAGCAUCGGCAAGGCGGCCAUCAGGACAACCCCCUAUGCGGUCGCCCAUGUUCCCUUUCUCGUCGGUGCAGUCAUCGGGGACGCCGCCAUCCCUGUCCGGUGGCUUGGAGAUAUUAACUUCUCCAUCAACUCAUCCUGUGGAUAGGGAUGAUGUUUUUGAAAACGAAACACCUGCAUCCCCUCACAACGUAUUGCAGGACAUGAUGUCGGUAUCUACUAUGACAGCAGGGCCGUCUGUGCAACUAGUCGAGAGGAUGAGUGCUGUAGUCCGUCGAUUAGAGAGCGAAAAGGUAGCAGCUAAGGAAGAGCUUGCCAGGAUUUCAAGCCAACGAGACGAGGCUCGCGGAGAGAUCGUCGUCUUGAUGAAGGAGAUCGAGGCCGAAAGGGGAGCCAAGAAGAAAGUGGAAGAACUGGAGAAGGAGGUGACACUGAUCAACGAAAGGUACCAAACUACGCUAGAAAUGCUCGGGGAAAAGAGCGAGCUAGUAGAGGAGUUACGUGCAGAUGUGGAAGAUGUCAAAGCCAUGUAUAGGGACCUCGUGGAACGCACAAUUAAAUAAGGAGGCAGCGACUCGCCUGGGCCUUAUAUUACGCCUGAAUUAAAUAUUUUGGGGUAUAAGACAGUAGAAUACUAUGAGCGG